This is a messenger RNA of Prosopis cineraria, 3195 nucleotides long. RefSeq lists its product as uncharacterized. Lineage: Eukaryota; Viridiplantae; Streptophyta; Magnoliopsida; Fabales; Fabaceae. Gene Ontology annotation, molecular function: protein binding. The record is from RefSeq and is a predicted model, not a curated record. Gene Ontology annotation, cellular component: CCR4-NOT complex. Gene Ontology annotation, biological process: negative regulation of translation; mRNA catabolic process.
CCGGAUUCCGGAUUCCGGGAUUCCGCCCACUCCAUAGUUACUGUUCCUAUCCGUAUCCUCCCGAUUCGGCGAGGGGUCUAUAUAUAUAUAUAUAUUUUUUUUUUUUUCUUAGUUUUUUUUUUUUUUUUACUUUGUUCUUAUAAUCAAUUCAGAUUCUUUCUCACCGUGCUUCUCCAUCCUGAGUACUUCACUCAGUUUAGGGCUUUUCCACUUUCUUGCAAUACGAUUUGUAUCCUGAUUACUCGAUCUGAGCAUGGAAGGUCGAGAUUUGACAUUGUCGCCUUCCUCUACGUCAACGGCCGCCCCUGCCCUUAGUCGCGAUGGUUCUUCGCCGGCUGAUGCCUCCGAUGAUGCUGGUUUCUCGGUUACUGUUGCGUUGGCAAAAGAAGCUGUCUUCCAUUUUCAGUCGGGAAAGUUCGUCGAAUGUGUUGAGUUCUUGAACCAGCUCUUGCUGAUGAAACAAGACGAUCCGAAGGUCCUUCAUAAUAUUGCAAUUACGAAAUCCUUCCAAGAUGUUUGCUUGAACCCCCAAAAGUUGUUUGAAGUACUUAAUCGUGUAAAGAGGAAAUGUGACGAGCUUGCUUUUACUUCUGGAGAACAUAGAGAGUCAGUUAAGAAUGUUGGAAACAAAGUUGUUUUGGGAUCCAAGGGCAGUAAUGUUUCGUCACAUCAGCUUUCAGGUGCUAUGUGCACCACUGCAUUGUAUACAGAUGAGUUUGACUCUUCUGUGGCAAUGCUAAAUAUUGCCAUUAUUUGGUUCCAUCUUCAUGAGUACAGAAAGACAUUGUCCGUUUUGGAACCCCUCUAUCAAAAUAUUGAACCCAUAAAUGAGACAACAGCUCUACACAUAUGCCUGCUGCUACUUGAUGCUAGCCUUGCUUGCCAUGAUGCCUCAAAAUCAGCUGAUGUUUUGUCUUAUCUGGAAAGGGCAUUUGGUGUUAAUGUAAGUCAAGGCGACAAUGGAAGCAUAGCACAGCAACAAUCUGCAAACGUAAUUACCAAGCCCUCAUCAGCCCCUAGUGGUCCAUCAGUUGCAGAUGCGUGUUCUGAUCUGGGGUCAAUUGCUAAUGCGCCUGAAAAUCAUCUGUCUAGAGCUUUUUCUGAAGAGGCCCUUGAUUAUGAAGCCAUGAUACUGGAUAUGGGUGGACAAAAUUUAAGCAGGCCAACUGGCAUAUCUUCAAAUGACCUAUCAAGAGUAUCGGUUGAUAGGUUUUCUAAUGUUGAGUUGAAGCUUAAAUUUCAACUUUACAAGGUUGAAUUUUUGCUGCUAACUAGGAAUUUGAAGUUAGCAAAACGUGAAGUCAAGCUGGCUAUGAACAUUGCACGUGGAAGAGAUUCUUCAAUGGCUCUUCUUUUGAAAUCUCAGCUUGAAUAUGCUCGUGGUAACCACCGCAAAGCAAUUAAGCUAUUGAUGGUAGCAAACAACCAGACAGACACAGCGUUUUUGAGCAUUUUCCACAACAAUCUUGGUUGCAUUUACUAUCAACUUGGGAAAUACCAGACAUCAUCAGUGUUUUUCUCAAAGGCAUUGACUAAUUGUUCAUCCCUUAGGAAGAACCAACCACUAAAACUACCGACUUUCUCACAGGAUAACACUCUUCUUAUCAUAUAUAAUUGUGGUAUGCAGUACUUGGUUUGUGGAAAGCCAUUACUUGCUGCUCGCUGUUUUCAGAAGUCUAGUAUUGUCUUAUACAAUAAGCCUCUCUUGUGGCUUCGGCUCUCGGAAUGCUGUCUAAUGGCUUUGGAAAAGGGCCUAAUUAAAUCAAGUUGUGUUUUAUCAACUAGGUUGGAAGUUGGAGUACGUGUUGUUGGGAAUGGGAAAUUGAGGCAACUUGUAUUGAACGAUGGGAUUCCAAGAUAUGGAUGUGUAGAGUUGCUUGACAGAGAUGACUGUCAUCUCAAAAAUGAUAUGCAGCUGAAUUUAUCGAUGCCUCUGGCCCGGCAGUGCCUCUUAAAUGUCCUAUACUUGCUUGACUCCAACAAGAAAGAUAGGUUAAAAUAUGAAAUGCCUUUAAAUUCAAGGGAGGAAAAUAAUUCUGGUGAAGUGUCAUCCAACAAUUCAAACAAUAAGAAUUUACUUGGAAUCGAUUCCAAGGCAUUUUCAUUAGCGUUAAACUCAGGUCAGGCUAAUUCAAACGGGGACAUGAAAGAACAAAAGGGAAGUACUAAUCAAGAAGUCAUUCAGAGCUCCCUUUCCUAUUAUGAAGAUACUUGCAGAAGAGAAAAUUUAUUGAUUAAGCAGGUAGCUCUUGCUAACCUGGCAUACGUGGAAUUGGAAUUGGAUAACCCUGUUAAGGCGUUGUCAGUUGCAGCAUCACUUCUAGAACUUCCAGAAUGUUCUAGAAUAUAUCACUUUCUAGGCCAUGUUUAUUCAGCAGAGGCCCUUUGCUUGCUAAACAGACCAGCUGAAGCUGCUGAGCAUUUGUCAAUUUAUUUGUCUGGGGGAAACACUGUUGAAUUGCCUUUCAGUCAAGGGGACUGCAAGAAAUGGCAAAUGGAUAGAACUGCUGUAUGUGAAGAUGGAACUGGAGGAUCUGUGACUGCCAACAUUUCCUCGUCUGAUGACUCGCAAUGCAUCGAUUGUCUCAAGCCAGAAGAGGCACGGGGAAUAAUCUAUGCAAAUUUUGCAGCAUUAUCUGCAAUGCAGGGUGAGUUAGACCAAGCCCAUCAAUUAAUAACCCGGGCAUUAUCCAUAUUGCCAAACAGUCCAGAAGCCACACUUACUGCAAUUUAUGUGGAUCUCUUGCUAGGUAAGCCGAAAGAAGCUUUAUCCAAAUUAAAAAAAUGUAGCCGCGUUAAGUUCCUUCCAAGUACAAUUACAUCGAACAACUCGUAGAGUCUUGUAUUCAUGGGCUCUAUCAUUUCUUCCUGGUCUUCUUCUCGGGUCCAGUUAGCAGGUAGCUUAAUCUUUCCAUAGCAUUUAUAACAUAUAUAUAAGUUCAGCUAUUCAGAGAAUAAGUAUUGAUGGUUCAUUUAUUCCUUUAUAAUUUUUAAAUGUAGAAGUCAUUCAUAGGUGGUGGCUGUCUUUUAAUUAUUGCUACUGCCACCUUAGAAAUUUGAAGUGUAAUUUUUGUCGAGAUUGUAUCUUCACAGGCUAAUUUAGUUAAUAUCCAAAUGUGGAGUUCGUGCUAACAUUGAGAAAGAACAGGAAUAUUUUAUAAUCUCUUUUUCAAUCUAACUCCAUCCUUAUUUCCA